Linum tenue is the source of this 1355-nucleotide messenger RNA. NCBI's taxonomy places the organism in Eukaryota, Viridiplantae, Streptophyta, Magnoliopsida, Malpighiales, Linaceae. The record is from the annotation of a GenBank genome assembly.
AUUCCGGUAAUUUUUCAUCACCGAUCCUCAGCUCCCCAGCCUCUGUUCCUCAGUUUGGAGGCCAAGGAAUCCAAGCAUGGAGGAAUUGCUCGUAGCCAUUCUCUCUAUGCUCCUCGUCGUCGGUCUAAUUCCAUUGUACAUAUGGAAGCGCCGCCAAGAUUCUCGAUCACCUGAUGAACAGCAAGAAGAGCCCCAGCCGAGGGAGGCCGUGGUCCGGGCCACUGGGGCUUCUCGGACUCGCAUGCGGCGGAGACCUGCUGCUGGAGCCAGUUCAUCGACGGCUGCGGCACCAAUCGCUGAAGGUGGGGCAGAUGAGUAUUAUACUGCUAAAGCAUCAAAGAAAAAAGAGAAAAAACGUCAGGAGCGGGAAGCACAAAGACAGGCCAAUGAAGCUGCACGUGAGUCAAGAUCGACCAAACAAGACUAUUAUGCUGAAAUGCGGAGGAAGAAGGAUGAAGAACACGAGGCAAAGGAGCGUAUGCUGGAAGAAGAAGCCAAGGCUCAAAAAGCCAGGGAGGAGGAAGCGGCUGCAUUAGAGUUUGAGAAAUGGAAAGUGGCAUUUUCAGUUGAUGACGAAGGAACGAUGGAGAACGAAGGUCAAGAUGGGAAUCAAAAUCUGCUGUCCGAUUUUGUGGAGUACAUAAAGGUAGCAGAAUAUUUUUGUCUCUACACUCCUGAUCUAGGAGAUUCUAGUCUUUCGAUAAAGCCUGCAAGCUUGCCUGUUCUCAAGUCUAUGCAACAUACUCCGUCUAUUUUUCAGAAGCAAAAAUGUGUUCCUCUAGAAGAUCUUGCUGCAGAAUUUAAGAUGCGAACUCAGGAAUGCAUCAAUCGAAUCACCAACUUGGAAAGCAUGGGACGGCUUUCAGGUGUGAUGGAUGAUCGAGGAAAAUACAUAUACAUCUCCAUGGAAGAGAUGAAGGCGGUUGCAGACUACAUCAAGCGCGAAGGGAGGGUUAGCAUAUCACAUCUAGCUAGCAAGUCAAACCAAUUCAUUGAUCUGGAGCCAAAAGCACAGUUUGUCGAGGAAGUCAGCGACGUGGUCGAGGCAAUACCUGCAGCUUAACCGUUGUGGCCUCGUGAAAAUGACUGAAAGAAGCAGUGUUGGUGUAAGAUGACAAAGGAUGAGAUACGAGACCUUACUGUAGUUGUGUAAAUUAGUUGAAAGAGACUAAACAGAUCGAGAAAAGGGAAACUAGUGACAGGAUUGGGAAGCUAGCAACUAGCAAGUACUCUUGAGCCGCAGCUUGAUAGAUUUAUGUCGUUAUCUGAUCGGCUCAGCUCAGUUUUCAAAAUACUCGUGUUUGAAUGUUAACUUUGUCAUUUCAAAUGAUCAAUAGCUGUUUGGCAAUAUACGU